AUUAUGACUAUUUUUAUUAUUAUUGUUGUUAUUGUUAUUGUUAUUAUUAUUAUUUUUAUUGCUGCAGAACUGACCUCAGGCCGGUAAUUAACUUUUUUCCCCCUCUGCUUUUUACAACAAGUUUGCACAAUAUAUCUUGUUUUACUUUGGGAGAUACAAUACAAUUGUAAAGAAAUCAUUGCAUGUGUGUCUGUUUUUGCAAUCGCUAACUUGACGGCUAAAUGGAAUAAAACCAUUCAUGUAAAUGUUGUCAGGCUGAGUUUGUAGUUUUCUUUGGGUAAGCAGGGACGGCUUCAUGAUUAAGGACCGCUAAAAUUUCCCUUCUCUGGACAGGAAACACUGUUCUGGGAUUGAGUAGCCAAUCAGAAAGCCAGAAAUAGACUGUCCACUUGUUCGGUAUUUAGACCGAGGCAGCCUGAGGAUAGUUUUACAGGAAACCGCUGAAAUUCACGGCAGACGGCAAGUAAAUUCAAGAUGGCGCCUUUACUAUCAGAGGAAGAGAAGAUAGCUAGCGAUGAUAUUAGCCAGGAAAAGCAAAUGGAGGAAUUUUUCCAGUGGACUCCCCAUCCGUCAUAUGAACCUGAAACUAUGGGACAGAAAUUUAGAAGAAAGACUAAAGAGAAUCCUUUCGUUCCUAUAGGUGCUCUCGCUACCGUUGGUGCUCUGUCAUACGGUCUUUACUCAUUUAUAAGAGGAGAUGCUCGCAUGCAGCAAUACAUGAUGAGGACUCGUGUUGCUGCACAAGGAGGAACACUAAUAGCCGUUAUUGUUGGGGUUACCUACAUGCUUUUUCAAGAUCAAAACAAGAAUGGAAAAACAUAAUUUAUUGCAAGAACGUCUGUAUACUGGUGACAGUAUCAAGUUUGAAAGAGUGGAGCUAUGAACUGUGUGAUCAUUAAUGGCACUUCUAAUUGUGCUAUUUGUUCUGAAUGUUACGUGGUACAUGUAAAUUAUGACAGCAAGAAAAAACUUAAUAAUUUUUUUUGCCCUGGGCGUGAGUGAAUUGGCUUGUCACUAGCCACCUUCAUUUGUUUGUAGCCAAUGGGACUCACUGUUUUUGUAGUUAGUUAAUUUGUAGAUUGCAUGUUAAUGAUAGAGGAGAAAUAAAGGCAUGACAGGUUGAAACAUAGGCACGCAAGCUGUGUAAGAGUUUUUUGCAAAAGUUUUUUGGGGGGAGUGAAUUAAAAGCCCCCUGGAGAUAGCAGCACUCAGUGGACAGUUAUGAUGAGGUUAAUCCACCAAGUUUGUUUGGUUACAACGUUCAGCGAAAAAAAAAAAAAAA
Orbicella faveolata is the source of this 1282-nucleotide messenger RNA. Its product is annotated as HIG1 domain family member 2A, mitochondrial-like. Gene Ontology annotation, biological process: mitochondrial respirasome assembly. NCBI's taxonomy places the organism in Eukaryota, Metazoa, Cnidaria, Anthozoa, Scleractinia, Merulinidae. Gene Ontology annotation, cellular component: mitochondrion. The record is from RefSeq and is a predicted model, not a curated record.